CUGCGUCCCGGGGCGGGGAAUCGCGUAAUGGCGGACUCGGGCCGGGCGAGCGCGGCUGGGGGCGUAGCGCGUUGAGGGGGGUCCGGCUGUGUGGCAGCCCGCGAGGCGGUCCGCGGGGCCACACCCCGUGCGGAGACGGGGCGGCCGGCCGGCCCUUCUUGUCGCUGAGGGCGACCGCGCGAGGCCAGGUUGUUUUUCAUCAUUGAGAACAUCGCCUGAAGCAGGUCCACCAUGCCGUUAGUGACGAGGAACAUCGAGCCAAGGCACCUGUGCCGGCAGACGCUGCCCAGAGUUAGAAGCGAGCUGGAAUGCAUGACCAACAUCACCCUGGCAAAUGUCAUCCGACAGCUGGGCAGCCUGAGUAAAUAUGCAGAGGACAUUUUUGGAGAGCUCUUUACUCAGGCAAAAACCUUUGCCUCUCGGGUAAGCUCCCUUGCUGAGAGGGUUGACCGACUACAAGUUAAAGUCACUCAGCUGGAUCCCAAGGAAGAAGAAGUGUCGCUGCAAGGAAUCAACACCCGAAAGGCCUUCCGAAGCUCCACCAUUCAGGACCAGAAGCUCUUUGACAGAAACUCUCUCCCAGUGCCUGUCUUGGAAACAUAUAAUACCUGUGAUACUCCUCCCCCUCUCAACAAUCUUACCCCAUACAGGGAUGAUGGAAAAGAGGCACUCAAAUUCUACACCGACCCUUCAUACUUCUUUGAUCUUUGGAAGGAGAAGAUGCUGCAGGACACCAAGGAUAUCAUGAAAGAGAAGAGAAAGCACAGGAAAGAGAAGAAAGAUAAUCCAAACCGAGGGAAUGUAAACCCACGUAAAAUCAAGACCCGUAAGGAAGAGUGGGAGAAAAUGAAGAUGGGACAAGAAUUUGUGGAGUCCAAAGAAAAGCUGGGGCCUUCUGGGUACUCACCCACCUUGGUGUACCAGAAUGGCUGUGUUGGCUCAGUUGAAAACAUGGAUGCAGGCAGCUAUCCUCCACCACCACAGGCCGACUCCACCUCUUCACCUUCUCCUGCCUUCUCUGAGGACAACUUGCCUCCCCCACCAGCAGAAUUCAGCUACCCGGCAGACAACCAAAGAGGUUCUGGCUUGGCUGGAACCAAAAGAUCCAGCAUGGUCAGCCCAAGCCAUCCACCCCCAGCUCCACCUCUAGGCUCUCCGCCAGGCCCCAAACCUGGCUUUGCUCCACCACCUGCCCCUCCUCCUCCACCUCCGAUGGGUGUCCCACCUCCACCGCCACCUAUGGGAUUUGGGUCUCCAGGCACCCCUCCCCCACCUUCACCCCCAUCUUUCCCACCUCACCCUGAUUUUGCUGCUCCUCCACCUCCUCCCCCACCACCGGCAGCUGACUACCCAACAUUGCCACCACCUCCCUUGUCCCAGCCAGCAGGUGGAGCCCCUCCGCCACCCCCACCGCCCCCGCCCCCAGGGCCCCCACCUCUCCCGUUCAGUGGUGGGGACAGCCAGCCUGCUAUACCACCGCCACCUUCUGAUGCCACCAAGCCCAAGUCCUCCUUGCCUGCUGUGAGUGAUGCCCGCAGUGACCUGCUCUCCGCCAUCCGUCAAGGCUUCCAGCUGCGCAGGGUUGAGGAGCAGCAGGAGCAAGAGAAGCGGGACGUCGUGGGCAAUGACGUGGCCACCAUCUUGUCACGGCGCAUUGCUGUGGAGUACAGCGACUCGGAAGACGACUCCUCUGAGUUCGAUGAGGACGACUGGUCCGAUUAACGCCCCGCUGCUGCGUGCCUCCUCUGUCUUUCCUUCCUCCCUGCCGCCUCUGGUGCCGACCCGCAGCAGUCACAGCCCGUGGGGCGGGGUGGGGGGGUGGGGAUUCCAAGGGGCCAAAGUCUUCUCUGAAGCAACCAAAGAUGUAUCCAAGUGCUUCCUCCAGGUGGACAUGGAUUUCCUGUCCCAGCUGUCAGGCCCCUGGGGGCUCCUGAGCUCCAGCGCUGAGAUGCCCCCUUGUCCCUGCAGCUGACCGCUGCAUAUUGGAAGGAAGCCCAAAGUGGGCCCCUUUGCUUGGGUUUCAGUGGAUGCGGUGUCUUCCACUAGAAGCCCUUUUCAAUCAUGGUCUCUCCAAUCUUUGCCCUCAGCCACUUCAAAUAAUGCGAGCCCUCUUCAGUCCUAAAUCAGUGAAAGCAGCCUGUGUGGACACGGCCAGCCCCUCGCCCGCACCCUGAGAACUCGGUGCAGGCCGAAUGUCCCAGCAGCCAGCCUGCCAUGCCUUUCUGCCGCACCCUCUGCCCCAGCUGGCAGGGCGGGGCUGCCUUUGGCGAAGGCCUCUCUGUGCUGGCAUUGCCCCUGGUCCACAGGCAGCAGACCUCUUAGUGUCUCACCCCCUCGCCCCAGAAUGCUGCCUCCCUUCCAGGCUCUCCCCGUGAGCGAGGUGUUCAGGUUCCGCUUCAGUGCCCUCCCCCACCCCGGGUGUCUUAAGGCAGCACAGCUCAGUUUUGACCUAACUGGCCCUGACACUCAGGAAGCUGGGCCUGUGCCAUCUGCCGGGGGCGGAGCUGAGAGCGGGACCUUUGCACCUGCCCUCUUCAGGAUGCUGGGGCCUAGAAGGAAGUGACUUGGUCAAGGUCACACGGUUGAAUGGUGACAGAGCAAGAGCCUGAGUGCCUGAUUUCAAGUCACCUGUGCUUUCUGGGACCAAAAAAUGGGCAGCAGCUGGAGUCGGAGCAGAGCCGGGUGGCUCGGUGCUCCUCCGGCCCUCACGCUGGGAGGGGGUGCUCGGAUGCUUGUAGCCUGGCUUGUAGUUCUUUGUUGCUGCUUUUCUGUCACCUCCUCACCACAGGGCCCGAGACCUGCUCUUGCAGGGCCCGAAAGCAGUGGGAGAGGGGAGGGGCUGCAGCUCUGACAGGUGCUGUUUUCAAUUCCUCCGCGACUCCGCCCCCUUUUACUUCCGCCGGUUAAGCCUAGGCUCUGCCAACUGUAGAAACUUGGGUCCCUCCGGCUGGCAGGUCCCUGCGGGGUGGGCGGGGUGGGGGCGGGGUGAGGGGGUUCUGGCAGCUGUGAAAAGGGCUGUGAGGCACAGGGACUUGAGGUCCUCUUUCCAGCACCCUCACUGUGUGUGGCAAGGUUCCCUCCUCUGCUCCCUGCCUUCCCGGAGCUCAUACACAGGUGCUACCAUUCAGGGGAAAAAAAAACUGGCAGCUCUGGCCAACAGCAAGGUUUCUUCUCUUCUGCCCUGACGAUUGUGUAGCCUCUUACGCUGAAAUCGGCUUCUCCUGGCUUCUUGGCCUUUCAGAGCCCUGAAACAAAGAGAAACAGGAUCUGUCUCUACCCAGCACACAAAUGGUUGUAGUAAUUGCCAAAGCCCUCGUAAACCCCUCCGGCUCGAGGAGGGUAUGUAUAAUCAGGGUUCUGUCGCGAGCCCUUGCCGAGCACCUCCCCUCUGCCUGCCCGCCUGCCCGCCCGCCUUGAACUUGGGGCGUGGGACUGAGCCUGUGGGUGCCAGCAGGACCCCUGCCACAGCCACUCCCCAGAUCAGGUGUGUCUGAGACCGGGCAGGCGCCCCGCUCCACUCAGCACACGGUGCCUACUCCGCCCGUCUCCCAUCCUGCUUUCAUCAGGACCCUAACAUGGCCGAUGGAGGGGCCUCGGCUGCAGCCAGCAGCGGCUGGGGAGGCAGGCAGAGGGCAGCGGUUCUCCCAAAUAGGAGUCCUGGGGCCUGGCCAGGCCAGGGUUUGGGCCUAAUGGCUUUGACUAAAUUACCCCCAUCCUCCUCCUUUCCGGAAAAGGGGGAGCCAGAGCCACUCUCUGUCAUUCUGCUCUGACCUUGAAGGGGGCGGUGUUGGCCUGGCUUCUGGAAUGGACAGAGUCCACGGCGGAGAGGGCCGGGGGCAGGAGGAGGUGGGGAGGGCCCUGCCUGCGGAAGGUAGGAUUAGAUCAUUAGCUCAGUGACCUCCUAGGGUUUCGAUGUGCUGUGUUCUCAUCCUACAGCUGGUUUGGUAAUGAUCUGCAAGUCCCGGAGAGCAACAGCACAGCUCUGCCUGGCGCUCUCAUUAAAAUCUAUGCAGCCAAGCUCGGCGCUUUGUAGCAGCCGGCCUUGCGAAGCCUCCUCAGCUCGGGGGGCUGGGGACCCAGUCAGCCGAGAGGCCCUCUGGGCUCUACUUAUGCAUAUGUGCACCAAAAAAAAAAAAAAAAAACUUCUUUAAACCUAGAGCCCUUUAAGAUGAUAAAGGACCCAAUGCAGGUAAUCGUGUUUUGGAAUCGAGUAAUUGUAGAAUGCAAAGUUUAGUGAUUAUUUAAACUGGGCCGAGGCUGGUAACAGUAUGAAACAAUGGCCCGUAAGGACUCUUAAAGCGCUGAAGCCGAAGAGCCACCUCCUUCCUUGGUCUGCCCGGCCCAGGGGAGCUGCCCCCAUUCCUGUGGCCCAAGGGCCCAGCUUCCCAUCGGCAGUGUCAGAAGUGACUUGUGGCUUUGCCUUGGUCCUGAGAUGAUUUCAUUCCAAAGGAGCAGCCCGGGGAAGCGGGGGUGGGGGGGGUGGUGUGUGUGUGUGUGUGUGUGUGGUGUGUGUGUCCCUGGGAGGCUCAGAGCAGCUGGCCCAAGCUCCAGCUUGCCUCCAAUGGAAGCUCGAGUGCCCUCAGAAACGACCCUGGCCAAUGUCACCGCAGAGCCGAGGCGGUGUUGUCAGGGCUAAUGUGAAAUCUCUUCCCGUGGCGCCGAUCCUCUGACUGCAGCGCCAGCUUGGACAGAUUGAGGUCUCUGUGGCUUUGGUGACCCUGCUUGAGCAUUCCCACCGUGUCGGGCUCUGCUGUAGCACCGCCUCCCACUGCAGCCCCCACCAACCUGAGGUCCCAGGCGGGGGCGGGGUUCCAAGGCUGCAGGGGGUGGGGGAGGGGGUGCCUUUUGCUCCUGAGAAACACUGGGCUUCCUGGGAGGUCAGGCUUUGAACCUGGCUGGGGUCCAGCUGACCUGGGACCAGGUGUCGCACAGAAAUGUGCCUCACUCUGUGCCUGCUGCCACGUUCACUUUAACAGUGCCUCGGUGAGGGCUAGGGAACAAUUUUGUUAUUGUAUUAACGUUAUUCAGCUAAUUCACUUGAGAAACUAACCAAUUUUUACUUUCUGUCUAGAAUGAUGUACAUGUAGGAGAGUAAGCCGUAAUGCUCCCAAAGUGCCUUGUUUUCUCUGAUAUAAAUAUAUUUAUAAGGACAUAUUCCAGUGGGUUCCUGGGUGUGUUUGCCACGGUGAGAUUUUAGGGAGUGAGUGAGUAUGGAGUGGGAUACAGUUUGCCAGCAGGCCCCUCCUCCUGAGCACAGACAGGAGUGAUCUGCGUAGUAGGGCAAAGCUAGACCCUGACGCAACCCUUGCCUCUUCUGCCUGGUUUGUAGACCCUUAGAAGGACGGCCAGUUUUUUGGUCUCAUUCGCUUCCUGCCAGGCUCACGUGUGUACCACAUUUGUGCCCUGGUGACCUGCAGGUUCCGUGUAACCAUUUUAUGUAUACACAUGAGUCCUGAAAUGCCAAUGUUUAAAAUCAUCUGAUAAAGUCUUUGUAGCCACUCAGUCA
Oryctolagus cuniculus (rabbit) is the source of this 5506-nucleotide messenger RNA. RefSeq names its product WASP family member 2 (gene WASF2). NCBI's taxonomy places the organism in Eukaryota, Metazoa, Chordata, Mammalia, Lagomorpha, Leporidae. Gene Ontology annotation, biological process: actin cytoskeleton organization; positive regulation of Arp2/3 complex-mediated actin nucleation. Gene Ontology annotation, molecular function: actin binding; protein kinase A regulatory subunit binding; Arp2/3 complex binding. The record is from RefSeq and is a predicted model, not a curated record. Gene Ontology annotation, cellular component: cytoskeleton; SCAR complex.